AAUGACCCGUGAAGACGACCUGAAGGAAGCCGCCACCGCCGAGGUGGAGGAGGCGGGGUCGGCCAUCGAGAGACUCCGCGCCCUCUGCCUCACUCGCGGGUACACGGGCAUCAUGAUGUUCGGCAGAAUGUUCCGCCGCCUGGACGACGACGGCAGCCACUCGCUCUCCAAGGACGAGCUCACCGACGUCCUCCAGCAGUUCGGUCUCGCCGUCUCGGAGGACGACGUCUCCGAAAUCUUCACUGCCUUCGACGAGGACGAGUCCGGCUCAAUUAACUACAAUGAGUUUCUGGAUAAACUCAGGCCGGAGAUGACCGAGGACCGCGUGGCCAUUGUCGAGGAAGCCUUCGCCAAGCUGGACCAGACCGGGGACGGCGUGGUCACCCUCGACGACGUGAAGGACACCUACGACGCCUCCCGACACCCUCGAGUCCUGUCCGGGGAGAGCACCGAGGAGGAGAUCCUCCUCAAGUUUAUCGGGAGGUUCGAGGGAAAUACCAAGGAGGACGGGAAGCUCACAAAAGAAGAGUUCCUAGACUACUACUCCGGCCUCAGCAAGUCCAUUGAUGAAGACGAAUACUUUGUCGAAAUGAUGAAAAUGUGCUGGAAGCUGUAAAGUGGGAGAUGGGGGUAGCUUCGGCUUCACUUAGCCUUUAUUCAAGUACCAAGUUGCCUUUAAGAGUCCGUCGGUGGUUGGGAAAAUAAAGCAGAAAAUCCCCUUUCCACGAUCACGCUUGUCCACGCACGAAGAAGAGGAGAAAUUUACGUGGAAAAAAACUACGAUAUUCAGAGCACUGCACUUCUGGCUUAAUUUUAUGGAUGUCAGCUUAUACAUAUAUAUAUAUCACAGAGUAUGAUUUCAGGAUAUGAUCGAUGUCAAGGGAAUAAAUUUGCUGUUUGCGAUUCAUCUUUCCAUGCCUGCAGUUACCGUCAGAAUACCUAUUCAUGACCUAUGGAAGAUCGCCGUUCCUCCUGUUUCUGCGAUGGCUGCGAACACUUCUUGUCUUUGUAACCCUGGACCUUGACCCUUCAUGACCUGACCUACGCGCUCGAGCUUCUUGAAGAAUUUGAUGAUACAUAAUAAUACACACGAGCCAUAUGAUAAUACAGACCUUGAAUACAUACAUGCUAAUAUAUGCCAAUACCGUACGUGAAUAUGUACACAUAUCUGCUAUGAUAUCUGCAAGAGAAGUCGGGUCAAGAGAAGGCAGAGGAAAUGACUUCAAGGACAGGAAGUCACAGGUGCCACGCUCACAAUUCCUGCCAUGAGUUUUAUGAAUCGGAAACGCCCUUCGUUACCUUAAAGGCAAAUGCAAACACUACCAAGUAAUUAUUGAUAACAUUUGCCGACACUGAAACGUUUAAAAAUUAUUUUUUUCUCGCACAUACCGCUGAUGUGACAGACAAUGACUGCUUCGUCUCAAUAAAUGGAAUAAAAUCGG
Messenger RNA from Penaeus chinensis, 1442 nucleotides. RefSeq names its product crustacean calcium-binding protein 23-like. The record is from RefSeq and is a predicted model, not a curated record. Gene Ontology annotation, molecular function: calcium ion binding. NCBI's taxonomy places the organism in Eukaryota, Metazoa, Arthropoda, Malacostraca, Decapoda, Penaeidae.